AUGAUUUCAGGCCUUCCACAUCCUUCCUUCUUUCCAUUCAAGAUAGCCACCGUGACAGCAUCACCCCCAACAGCGGAGGAAAGACCCUGCUUGCUCGAACUACCCCUAGAUGGCUUCUUGCAGUAUGGGUCGGGAACAGGCAACGCACAACUGCGCGCCUGGUGCCGAGAGUUUACCCAGCGGGUGCAUCGACCAGCCUAUGCCGACUGGACCGUGUUACUUCACCCCGGAAAUACCAACGCAUGGAGUAAAGUGGUCAGCUUGUUGUGUGAGACAGACGACUACAUAUUGUGUGAGACUUACACCUAUCCAUCAGCACAGGCCUUCUGGAUCCCUCUGGGCAUCAAAGCGGCCCCGGUUGCUUCAGAUGCAGAAGGCAUGCGUGCUGAUACUCUCGCUCAAACAUUGCGCGAUUGGGAAGAUACUCACCCCGGCACCCGGCGGCCGCGUGUGCUGUAUCUUGUCAGUGUCGGCUCUAACCCAUCGGGCGUCACGAUGAGUACAAAGCGACGACGAGAUGUUUACGAUGUGUGUAUUGAAUACGAUGUCAUCAUUGUGGAGGACGAUCCGUACUUCUUCCUCCAGUACCCGGAAUACAAUGCCGCUGACUCGGUCACGGAAGGCCCAGAAUUCGUCGGCAGCGAUGAGUUCCUAAGGUCCUUGACACCGUCAAUGCUCCAAUUUGACCACCAGGGCCGUGUAAUCCGGCUGGAGUCUUUUAGUAAAACGCUGGCACCAGGUCUGCGGCUCGGUUACUUUGUCGCAAAUCCAUUGUUUACCGAACGACUGCUGCGUGCGACCGAGGUUGAGACGCAGGACCCAUCUGGCCUAUCACAAGCACUUACCCUCCGCCUCUUGCAAAGCUGGGGUAUCGACGGCUAUCUUGGAUGGCUGCAGGGGCUGGGCGUCGAGUACUGUCGCCGACGCGACUGGAUGAUAGACGCCUUUUCGCAGCAUUUUCGCGUCGGUUACGCGGCGAAGGCAACCGGAACCCUUGUCGCCCAUCUCGGCGACGUCCCUAUUUUCUCCUUUGUACCACCCACAGGGGGUAUGUUUAUAUGGGCAUGCUUUAAUCUGGCCCAGAACCCUGCCUUUGAGCAGCUACGGCAUGAUGAGAACGUGGUUGAUCCGGAGCAGGUCAUGGCCGACCAGCUUUGGCGGCAGUUCGCCGAGGCCAAGGUAAGUAGUUCACACGUCGUUUCGCUGAAUAUGCAGAGGACUCACUUAUACCCUCUUACAGGUUCUCUUAACCCCGGGGCCAUAUUAUCAUCCCUGGCAGGGGCCGGACAAGGUUACAACAAAUGCGCGCGGAGCUAA
This is a messenger RNA of Aspergillus niger, 1317 nucleotides long. RefSeq lists its product as uncharacterized. Gene Ontology annotation, biological process: L-tyrosine biosynthetic process; aromatic amino acid catabolic process. The transcript has 2 exons. Lineage: Eukaryota; Fungi; Ascomycota; Eurotiomycetes; Eurotiales; Aspergillaceae. The coding region runs from base 1 to 1317 and encodes 438 amino acids. Gene Ontology annotation, molecular function: L-2-aminoadipate:2-oxoglutarate transaminase activity; aromatic-amino-acid:2-oxoglutarate transaminase activity; pyridoxal phosphate binding. The record is from RefSeq and is a predicted model, not a curated record.